CUCAGAAAGACGCCGAUUAAAAAUUCAUAAGUGAGACGCAUCUGCAUAAUUUUAAAAUUGAUGACUCUGCUGGGAAAGAUCAAUAGAUUAAAAGCGACAGGCCAUUGGCCCGUUGGUCGAUAAAAGCUGUUCAACACAAAGGACCGGCUCAGUUUGGGUUGUCUCGCAUAAGACAUCUGAACACGUGCAAAAAUCAUACAAAAUAAAACCGAUAAAUAAAUGCAAAUACACAAGUCUGAUUGAAAAACCUAUUAUCAAGUCACUUAAGCACCGCCGAAUUCAUUCUCGACUGGGUAUUUUUCCCAUUUUUAAAGGAUUGUCGGAUAAUUCUUCAGUGGUAACACGAGAAACUGAAUUUCGAUUUUUUUUAACUACUGUUCGGCGAAAAGAUCCUUCAUUCGGCAACAAUGGAGAACCAGGAAAACAAGAGCAUUUCAUCGAAAAUAUUUCACGCAUUUUCCAGGAAGGAUCGUCGAAAAUAUGUUAUUUAUUUUCUCGUUGCGACCAUGCUGUGGCUCCUCGGGUCUUGGAAUAUAAGCUUUGCAUGGAUUAUUUUGUUUCUAGCCAUCUGCGUACUUGGGGAAUAUCACUCGGAAGUUAACAAAAGGAAGCGAAGAAACUUACGCGAAACGUCCUACGAACCGAACCUCUCCAAGAUCAAAACAUUUCCUAUACCACCCGUCUAUUUGUCAGAGAGCGAAAACGCAAUGUGGCUGAAUAAUAUUAUUAACAGAAUGUGGCCAUUCAUCGAGGGUAUGGCUAGAAAGAUCAUUAAAGACAGUGUCGAGCCAGAGAUUCAAAAGAAGCUUCCCGCAGUCUUAAAGACCCUUUACUUCGACAAGAUCGAGUUGGGUCAAAAACCUCCGUUUAUUGGUAAUAUAAGAUCGUAUUCUAGAGGCAGUUGUUCCGCGCGAGCUUCAGAAUUCAUAAUGGACGUGGAUUUGACUUAUAAUGGGGACGCGCAGCUGAAACUUACAGUGAAAAACGUCAAUCUGGGGAUUUCAGACUUUCAAAUUCACGGACCGCUUCGAAUUAUUCUAAAGCCUCUCUUGACGGAUCAGUCUAUCGUUGGAGGAGUAACUCUGUUUUUUCUGAAGAGGCCUAAGAUCGCGUUUAAUUUGACAAACUUGUUAAAUGUAUUGGAUUUUCCCGGAUUGAAGAAAACCUUGCGAGGCAUUGUGGAUGACGUCAUUGCCAGCUUCGCGGUUAUACCCAAUCGGAUCGCAAUUCCCUUGGCGGCGAGCGUGGAUCCCAGCGACCUGCGGUAUCCAAUCCCCGAGGGUUUACUGCGCGUCCAAAUGUUGGAAGCCCGGGAACUGGUGAAAUCAGAUUUUUCGCUUAUUGGCAAGGCUGCUCCAGACCCGUACGCCAUCUUGGAAGUUGGCGCUCAAACAUUUCGUACCGAGACGAAGAAAAACGAUUCAAAUCCCACUUGGGAAGAAACUUUCGAGGCAUUUGUGGACAAUUCUGAGGGGCAAGAACUUGAAGUCUAUCUCUACGACCACGAUCUUGCCUCGAAAGAUUCUAAACUUGGUCAAGUAGAUUUUAAAAUUCACUCUGUUGUCGAAGGCGGCGGUCAAGAUGUCUGGUUGCCCUUAGAAAAAGCCAAGCAAGGCAAGGUCCACUUGCAGUUGGAUUGGUUUGCUCUCAGCAGUGACCCACUACAUUUUAGAUAUACCAAAGAAAACGAAACCGUUGCCGUAUUGAUUGUGAAAUUGAUCAAAGCGCAAAAUCUCCCGCGUCGCACGAGGUCUGUGUUAGCGAGGAAGAUCUUCUGUAGGAUAUCCGUGGGGAAUACCACGUUAGAUAGCUUUUGCUCCCACGGAGAAGACACGGAAUGGGGACAAUCCUUACGAUUCUUACUAACCGAUCCCCAUGAGGAAGCUCACAUCGAGGUGAUGGAAGGAAACGGCAGCAACAGCCUAGGGUCCAUGGUGUUCACUGUUCGAAAGCUGAUAGAAGAACCGGAAAUGACCCUUCAAGACUGCUUCCGGCUGCAAAGCGGAACCGGAAGUAUUGAAUGCAAGUUCACCCUCCGCGCACUGAAAGCUAUGGAUACCUGUGGCGCGCCAACGCCCUUGCUGAUGGGCAGGAAGUUCAACGCUUGCCUUGACAACGGAAACUGCCUUCAGCGAGCGGACACGCCUACAUUUGCAGCAGAAGUUGAAGUUCAGGAGGAAGCGUCCACCUCUGAGCACAGCUACAGCAGCGAAACUACUGAGAAAACGUCCAGUAGCGGUUCUUCACCCAGUGGAAGCAUAGCCGACGAUACUUCUAACGGUCCCGAAACUUCCGUUCGGGAUUACCUGUCCCGAGGAGAAGUCUGGUUGAAGUUAAUCUACGACCAUCGUAGAAACCGGCUCGUUGUGACUGUUCUUAAUGCAACGAAUCUCUCGUCCUCAGAGCCUAAGUCUAAGACAAACCCUUACGUGCAAUUAAAAAUGCUUCCUUCUCACUCUAAGAAAUCCAUUCGCAAGACGUGUCCAAUUGCUGGUAGUCUUAAUCCCAUCUUUAACGAGACUUUCGAAUACGUGAUCGGGCUUGAUCAGCUGGCUGAUAAGCAGCUACAUGUGGCGGUCAAAAACGAACGUUUUGUCCAGUUACCAGUGAAACGAAGAGACCUAAUCGGUCGUACUGCAGUAAAACUCUGUGAGCUGAGUUUGUCGACUGGCGUAACAAUGAACUGCGAAAUAACAAAAUAAUGACCCCGACUGGAAUCCAGUCCUCUCUUGUCUCCAAAGUGAUAAAGCAGGAAAACAGAAACACGAGGAACAUAAUUCAAGAAGUGCGCGGCACAUGGAUGACCUGCUCCUAAACGACCCGGAAAGACUGGGAACGUCUAAUAACAGAGGAAGGGGUGAGGCUUUAGCCGAAUGGCAGUCAAUUCCUGGUUCUGGCAGUAAAGUGCUUUCUUCUCUGUUUAUCCAUUCUUAAGAUGGUGGAAAGGGCCUGGAGUGUCUGUCCUAUGCUGAUUAAUUUUCUCUCAUGCAGGUCUUCACGCGCUGCCCUUGCAUUAAAAACUUUGCUGGAAACAGCAAUUCAUAUUCCGAUCCAACCGUAACUUCAUUGUAUUCAGUUCAAAAUGGGAAUUCUCCUUGCGAGUACAAGCAUUUCUUAUAGCAAAUGCUUUGAGAAUUUGGACACUGAUUAAAUGACCUCACUUGGGGAGGAGGCUUUGAAGGCUACCUUCACCAGUACAAGGCUUUUCGACGGUUAAAGGUUAAAUUUUCGAUUGUUAAACGGCUGAUUGUUAAUUUGGUUUUGUUAUUUGACAGAUUUGAAAGAAGACGGUUAAUUUUUAGGCCGUUUGACGCUUCACGUUUAAUCCCACUGCGACCUCUCAAAAUAAUCUUGGAGUCCUAAUACAAAGGCAAUUUUAUUCCAGGGACUGAAAAAAAAAUCAAGCUAUUAAAAUUCAAGUCUUCUCAGUUUAAUUAUCUUUUUUCGUACAAACACUCGAAACAUAGCUACAGCUAGAUUUGCUUAUUUUCCAACAAUACACACUUCUAGAUGUCAUACAAUAUAAAUAUCUCAUAUACAUUUUGUUUCAGCAAAAAACCUUGUAAUAACUGAUCAGUUAUCAUCCCUUAGAGGCUACAGUUAAGGCUCGUAGAGUUCUGUAAAGAAGCUAUUAAUAAAGUAAGAAAGUGUAAUUA
Messenger RNA from Orbicella faveolata, 3656 nucleotides. Its product is annotated as extended synaptotagmin-3-like. Lineage: Eukaryota; Metazoa; Cnidaria; Anthozoa; Scleractinia; Merulinidae. Gene Ontology annotation, cellular component: endoplasmic reticulum membrane. The record is from RefSeq and is a predicted model, not a curated record. Gene Ontology annotation, molecular function: calcium-dependent phospholipid binding; phosphatidylethanolamine binding; phosphatidylcholine binding.